Marmota monax (woodchuck) is the source of this 4347-nucleotide messenger RNA. Its product is annotated as la-related protein 1. Gene Ontology annotation, molecular function: RNA cap binding. Gene Ontology annotation, cellular component: cytosol; cytoplasmic stress granule. The transcript has a single exon. Bases 264 to 2873 code for a protein of 869 amino acids. The record is from RefSeq and is a predicted model, not a curated record. NCBI's taxonomy places the organism in Eukaryota, Metazoa, Chordata, Mammalia, Rodentia, Sciuridae. Gene Ontology annotation, biological process: positive regulation of translation; mRNA stabilization.
CUUAGUUGAGGAGGAAGACCCUCCUAGGGCCUCUGUCUGCCAUCUUCCCCCCUGGAAUCCUGGGCCCCAGAGAUCUAUGGACAGAACAUUCUGCUCCAGCCAAGGUGGUGAGGGCAGCUGCUCCUAAACAGCGCAAAGGCAGCAAGGUUGGUGAUUUUGGAGAUGCAAUCAACUGGCCUACACCUGGAGAGAUAGCCCACAAGAGUGUGCAGCCACAGUCUCACAAGCCUCAGCCUGCCCGUAAGCUGCCACCCAAGAAGGACAUGAAAGAACAGGAGAAAGGAGAGGGGAGCGAUAGUAAGGAGAGCCCGAAAACCAAAUCAGAUGAAUCAGGGGAGGAGAAGAAUGGGGAUGAAGACUGCCAGCGAGGUGGGCAGAAGAAGAAAGGGAAUAAACAUAAGUGGGUUCCCCUGCAAAUAGACAUGAAGCCCGAAGUUCCCAGAGAGAAACUUGCUUCACGCCCCGCUCGCCCACAGGAGCCGAGACAUACACCUGCCAACCGCGGGGAGAUCAAAGGGUCUGAGCCUGCCACCUACAUGCCUGUGUCUGUGGCCACCCCCACCCCAGCCUGGCAACCAGAGACCAAACCGGAGCCUGCCUGGCACGACCAGGACGAAACAUCGAGUGUGAAGAGUGAUGGGGCUGCCCAUUUUGACUACCAAUUUGGCUAUCAAAAGUUUGAUGGUGCAGAGGGGCCUCGAACCCCCAAGUACAUGAACAACAUUACCUACUACUUUGACAAUGUCAGCAGCACUGAGCUUUACAGCGUGGACCAGGAGCUGCUCAAAGACUACAUCAAGCGACAGAUUGAGUACUACUUCAGCGUGGACAAUUUAGAGCGAGAUUUCUUCCUGAGAAGAAAAAUGGAUGCUGAUGGUUUCCUUCCCAUCACCCUUAUUGCUUCCUUCCAUCGUGUGCAAGCCCUUACCACUGACAUUUCACUUAUUUUUGCGGCCCUCAAGGACAGCAAGGUGGUGGAAAUUGUUGAUGAGAAAGUCCGAAGGAGGGAAGAGCCUGAGAAGUGGCCUCUUCCUGGUCCCCCAAUAGUGGAUUAUUCCCAGACUGAUUUUUCCCAGCUUCUCAACUGCCCUGAAUUUGUUCCCCGCCAGCACUACCAGAAAGAGACGGAGUCGGCGCCUGGCUCUCCCCGUGCAGUCACCCCAGUGCCAACCAAAACGGAGGAGGUCAGCAACCUAAAGACACUGCCUAAGGGCCUGUCUGCCAGCCUGCCUGACCUGGAUUCUGAGAACUGGAUUGAAGUGAAGAAACGGCCUCGGCCCUCCCCAGCACGGCCCAAGAAGUCAGAGGAGCCCAGGUUCGCCCACCCGACAUCUCUGCCACAGCAGCUUCCCUCCCAGCAGUUGAUGUCCAAGGAUCAGGAUGAGCAAGAGGAAUUGGAUUUCCUGUUUGAUGAGGAGAUGGAGCAGAUGGAUAGGCGAAAGAACACCUUCACUGCCUGGUCUGAUGAGGACUCUGACUAUGAGAUUGAUGACCGGGAUGUCAACAAGAUCCUCAUUGUUACCCAGACGCCACCUUAUAUGCGCCGGCAUCCUGGGGGCGACCGUACAGGCAACCACACCUCUUGUGCCAAGAUGAGUGCUGAGCUGGCCAAGGUCAUUAAUGACGGGCUCUUCUACUAUGAGCAGGACCUGUGGACUGAGAAGUUUGAACCCGAGUAUUCCCAGAUCAAGCAAGAAGUCGAGAACUUUAAGAAAGUCAACAUGAUCAGCCGGGAGCAGUUUGACACACUGACCCCUGAACCCCCUGUGGAUCCCAACCAGGAGGUUCCUCCUGGGCCUCCCCGGUUUCAGCAAGUUCCCACUGAUGCCCUGGCCAACAAGUUGUUUGGUGCUCCUGAGCCCUCCACCAUUGCCCGCUCUCUACCAACCACUGUCCCAGAGUCGCCAAACUAUCGCAAUGCCAGGACCCCCCGUACACCCCGGACCCCACAGCUCAAAGACUCAAGUCAGACGUCACGGUUUUACCCAGUGGUGAAAGAAGGACGGACGCUAGAUGCCAAGAUGCCUCGAAAAAGGAAGACAAGGCACAGCUCAAACCCACCCUUGGAGAGCCACGUGGGCUGGGUGAUGGAUUCCCGAGAGCACAGACCCCGAACUGCUUCCAUCAGCUCCAGCCCCUCAGAAGGAACACCUGCAGUUGGCAGCUAUGGCUGUACCCCUCAGUCACUGCCCAAGUUCCAGCAUCCUUCCCACGAGCUGCUCAAGGAAAAUGGUUUCACACAACACGUCUACCACAAGUAUCGCAGGCGCUGCCUUAACGAGCGGAAGCGCUUGGGCAUUGGCCAGUCUCAGGAGAUGAACACUCUCUUCCGCUUCUGGUCCUUCUUCCUCCGAGAUCACUUCAACAAAAAGAUGUAUGAAGAGUUCAAGCAGCUGGCUCUGGAGGAUGCCAAAGAAGGCUACAGAUAUGGUUUAGAGUGCCUUUUUCGAUACUACAGUUAUGGCCUAGAAAAGAAGUUCCGGUUGGAUAUAUUCAAGGAUUUUCAGGAGGAAACCGUGAAGGACUAUGAAGCUGGUCAACUCUAUGGGCUGGAGAAGUUCUGGGCCUUCUUGAAAUAUUCCAAAGCCAAAAAUUUGGACAUUGACCCCAAACUGCAAGAAUACCUCGGCAAAUUUCGACGUCUAGAAGACUUCCGAGUAGAUCCCCCCAUGGGUGAGGAAGGCAACCACAAGCGACACCCAGUGGUAGCAGGAGGUGGCAGCGGUGAGGGCAGGAAGCGGUGCCCCUCCCAGUCUUCCAGCAGGCCUGCCACCAUGAUCAACCAACCCCCUACACCACCUACUGGCCAGCCCAUCCGGGAAGAUGCCAAAUGGACAAGCCAGCACUCGGAUACACAGACUUUGGGAAAGUGAAAAGCCCUUUAGCCCUGGGGUUUAGAGUGGGGAAGGGGUGGGGUGGUCGAGGGUCCAUGGGGGUGCCCAGUCCCAGGAGAGGGGACAAAGAAGGGACUGGCCUGGAAUUAAUAGAGCAGGCCUCUGUGCUGAGUAGCAGUGUGUACACCAUUUGGGCUAUUAGAGGUACCCUGGGCAGAGCCUCCACAUAACUCCCUUCUCCUCUCUCCAUGACUCUUCCAUCCCAGCUUCUUCUAAGGGGGGAGGGAAAGGGGGGAGAUUUUUUUAUAUAUAUAUACAUAUAUAUAUAUAUAUAUAUAUAUAUAUAUAUAUAUAUAUAUCAAGUUUUAAAUUAUUGAUAGUUUGUCUGGAUUACCAAAAUCACUCUUCAGCCCUGCCCUUGGCUGAUAUGCCGCAACCCUGAUCCCCACCCACAGCCUCUUCUUGCUCCCCCCCAAGCCAACUAUGCAGCCCACCAGAAGGCCCUGUGGGCCCUGUUGCCCAGCACUGUCCCGUGGAAGGCUCUGACAGCGCCUGGGCCCCAGGAGCACUAGCCCCUGCCUAUGUGGGGUUUGCCAUCACCGUGUUCUCUCCCUGCUGUCCCUACCAUGCCCUUCUGCCAUCUUCUGGGAGAAGGAAACCAAAGGAUCUAAAAGUGGGGGUUGGGGGAGGUUUCAGCCUCUCCCACUCCCCUUUCCCCACACCCCUUACUCCCCAGCCCAGAGAGACGCUGCUCAUACCAGAAAAGACUAUUGAAAGAUGAUUUAUUUUAUUUUUCUCUGACCUUUCCAUCCUUGGAAAAACGGAAAAAAGAAAAAAAAAAAAAGACAAAAUAGACCAUAAAAAAAAAAACCAAAAAAAAAGAAAAAAGAAAAAAAAUCAGAAAACCCCCACCUAAUCCAUAGAAAGUGAUGUCUUUCCCCUCUCCUUGGAAUUUUUUUUGUUUGUUUGUUUUGUUCUUGGAAAUAAUAUUUUUUUAAAAGUUGCCUUAUUGUGGAGCGGGAAUCUGAAAUAAUACCCAAAUGCCUGUUUUCCUCGGUGGAGUCAACCUGAAGAGCUCCCACCUUCUCUGGAUGUGCCUGGGCUUGGACUGGCUGGAUCUUUCUCUGGACUGAGUUGCAUGUACAGUGCCUCCUGCCUGGAGGCAAGAGAGUUGGGGGCGGCUGUCAGAGCCGUGCCCAAAAUAUCCCUGCUGUUGCAUCGUUGAAGCUGACGUCCUGUGUCUGUACACUGCUGCCACUUUCGUGUCCUUGCUCUGCUUGCUGUUGCCUCACGCCAGGCCCCGUCCUGCCGUGACACCCUUCAUCCUACCCUUGGAAUCCCAAGGCCAAGUUUGCUUCAAACUGUUGGAAAACAGAGUUGGCCUGGAUCUGGAACACACUUGUCCUCAGCCCGAGCGUCUUCCCCAUGCCAGAGGGGAAAGGGGAACACCUGGUAGCUGAGGCUUGGAUAUGUUUCUCACAUUGUCCUGAAAGAUCACCGAGACCUCAAGGAA